AUGUCAGCAAGAACUCGAUCAUCACGUCGUGGUGAAGUGAGUGACUUGAAAGGGGCCAAUGGGUAUGCCUGGGAAGAUGAGUACCAAAGAUCAUGGGAUAUUGUGAAAGAUGAUGAGCAAGGAGGCAACUCAUUUGAAGCCAUGGUGCAAUCGAUUAUUGAAAAUAGAAAGAAGAAGAUAAUGAAAAAUCCCAGUACACCGUUUCAGAGAGGAAUUAUUCGAACAUUGAUUAUCAUUAUAGACGGAUCACUGGCGAUGAGUGAAAAGGAUUUGCGACCCACAAGGCUAUCUAUGACAUUGAAUUAUCUACAAGAGUUUGUUGUUGAAUUUUUUGACCAAAACCCUAUAUCGCGAUUGGGAAUAAUAUUGAUGAGAAAUGGUGUGGCCAAUUUAGUUAGUGAGGUAAGUGGCCUGCCACAAUAUCACGUCGACAAAAUAAGAAAUUUGAAAGCCAGACAACAUAAUAGAUUUGAACCAAAGGGAGAUCCUUCUCUACAGAAUUCCUUGGAAAUGGCUAGGUCUUUAUUGAAGUUUAAUUUCGGUUCUACAUCCAAUAAUUCAAAAAAUUCAAAGGAGAUAUUGGUGAUAUUUGGAGCUUUGUUUACAAGUGAUCCUGGUGAUAUCCACAAAACCAUAGACAGUUUAGUUAAAGAUGAGAUAAAGGCAAGCGUUAUAGGGUUAUCUGCCCAGGUGGCUAUUUGUCAAGAGUUAGUAAACAGGACUAAUAAUGAGCCACGUAACUCUCAAUCAAAACACUACGGUGUGAUCAUGAAUGAAUCACACUUUAAGGAAUUGUUGAUGGAAUCAGUGACCCCUUUGCCAUUGACUGAAAGUGAAAAACAAAUACAAGAAUCGGAGCAAAACGGUGUUCCAGUCUUGCGUAUGGGGUUUCCGACCAAAGUACAACCAACAUUGACAUCAGCUAUUGGUGGGUCCGACUACAUAGUUGAGUUUCCGCACUUGAACGCUUCUUUCCCAACCCAAGGCUCUGAAGAUUCCAAGGAUGUUGUGGAAAUUCAAACAAAUAAGCCAGCAGCGGCAGUAGCAACAACAUCUUCUUCAGUAAUUGGGUACCAAUGUCCUCAAUGUAAGUGUAAAGUUUGCAACUUGCCUACCAUAUGUCCUGUGUGUGGGCUAAUGCUAAUAUUAUCCACCCAUUUAGCAAGAUCAUACCAUCAUUUAGUCCCACUUGCUCCCUACAAAGAGGUGAAAGUGAGCCCAAUAUACGACAGCACAUAUUGCUUUGGGUGCCAAUUGAAAUUCCCUGAAGGUGUUAAGCUAGGGACACACAAGGGAACUUUAGAGUCGAUGACUAGUUCACGAUAUAGGUGUUUAAAAUGCUCACAAGACUUUUGUAUCAACUGUGAUGUUUUUGUGCACGAAGUUCUUCAUAAUUGUCCAGGUUGUGAAAACAAUUAA
Messenger RNA from Candida albicans SC5314, 1419 nucleotides. Its product is annotated as TFIIH/NER complex subunit. The transcript has a single exon. Gene Ontology annotation, biological process: regulation of transcription by RNA polymerase II; DNA-templated transcription; nucleotide-excision repair. Lineage: Eukaryota; Fungi; Ascomycota; Pichiomycetes; Serinales; Debaryomycetaceae. Gene Ontology annotation, cellular component: transcription factor TFIIH core complex; transcription factor TFIIH holo complex. The coding region runs from base 1 to 1419 and encodes 472 amino acids. Gene Ontology annotation, molecular function: zinc ion binding. The record is from RefSeq and is a predicted model, not a curated record.